AUGAUCCGACAACGAUUCGAACCGAACGAGCACAAAUCUUUUCUGGCUACCAGUGAAAGGAAGAAGGCCUCCGCUGCAGAACUAUUGGACAGGGAAGCAAAACUCUCAUAUGCAUCUUGUUUACAAAAACUGAAUAUCCAUCCCCUCUUUGAACGCGUCUUCCUGAACUUUUCUGGAUACUCAUUGACUGUUGCUCAAAUCCAAGCAAAUGCUACAAAGCGACUCCACAAAUUCCGCAACAGAUUUUACUUUUCAAGAGACGCAAAGCGAAUUUACAAGAAAACAUACUACUCGCGUGUCUCCCCCAUCAGUAGUACCACCGUUACACCAGGAAUUUGUCGAAGACUUGGUCGAAGCCUUCGUUGGCUUGACCACGUGCUGCGUAUGCCAGUCGACCGACUUCCUCAAAGGGCUCUUUUCGCACAACCACGUGAAGGGUGGAACAGAGUCAGAGGCGGUCAAACAAUGACUUGGCAGCGAAGUAUGAAAGCCAUUACCAGCAAACUCAGCUGCGCUGGUAAUUGUCGUCUUCCUGAAUGGGGAACCCGAGACGGGCCAGAUCAAUGGCUAGAGACAUUGUCAGACAUGGCCCAGUCGCGCCCUCAAUGGCGCUCCUCCUUUUCCAACCCCCCACUUGACAACCCACUGACAUUGCUGGAUUUACGCACCAAUUUAUCAGCUCCCGCCUGCAAUGCGCAGCUAUCUAUUCCCCCCCCAGAUCGUCGAAGCAUGCUGAUCCAUAUACACAUGAGGGGACCUAAUAUCCUGAAUAUAUAUCUAGUCCAAGUGGUUCCAUACUCAACUCAGCUCAACUCGUUCAGCCGUAGCAUCCUUUCGGUGCCUAGCUGCCAUGCUAACAGAAGGAGGCAUGAGGGCUGA
This is a messenger RNA of Opisthorchis viverrini, 879 nucleotides long. RefSeq lists its product as hypothetical. Bases 1 to 879 code for a protein of 292 amino acids. The record is from RefSeq and is a predicted model, not a curated record. Lineage: Eukaryota; Metazoa; Platyhelminthes; Trematoda; Opisthorchiida; Opisthorchiidae. The transcript has 5 exons.